CCGUCGUCGCCUGCCGCUCGGCCAGCUACGCCGCCCCCGCCGCCGCCGCCUCCUCCGCAGAAGAGCGCGGUUCGCCAUGGCUUUCGCGACCCGUCCCUUCGUGCGCCUGGCGUCCACCGCAGCCGCCAAGAAGCUGGUGAUCAAGCAUGUGACGGUGGUCGGGGCCGGCCAGAUGGGCUCCGGGAUCGCCCAGAUUGCUGCAGCAGCUGGCCACACGGUGGUAUUAGUGGACCAGUCAGAUGAAAUAUUAAAUAAGUCCAAGAAACAAAUUGAGGAUAGUCUGAAUAAACUGUCAAAGAAAAAGUUUGCAGACAAACCCGAGGCUGGUGCAGAAUUUGUUGAGAAGGCCUUAAAGAAUGUGACCAUGAGCACGGAUCCUGUCUCUGUGGUCCACAGCACUGACCUGGUGGUGGAGGCCAUUUUGGAAAACAUAGCUCCCAAAACUGAGCUCUUCAAGACACUGGAUACGUUUGCGUCAGAGCACACAAUCUUUGCUAGCAAUACUUCAUCUUUGCCAGUCACGGUCUUAGCCAAUGCUACCACCCGGCAGGAUCGGUUUGGUGGUUUACAUUUUUUUAAUCCGGUGCCCCUGAUGAAGCUUGUGGAGGUUAUCAAGACACCAAUGACAAGCCAGAAGACUUUUGAGUCUCUCAUGGAUUUCAGCAGAGCAGUGGGGAAAAACCCAGUAUCUUGCAAGGACACUCCUGGAUUUAUUGUGAAUCGACUUCUUGUGCCUUACCUGAUGGAAGCAAUUCGGCUUUAUGAGAGGGGAGAUGCAUCAAAGGAAGAUAUUGACGUUGCCAUGAAACUUGGGGCAGGUUAUCCUAUGGGCCCAUUUGAACUCUUGGACUAUGUCGGCUUGGAUACCACUAAAUACAUUAUAGAUGGAUGGCAUUCACUGGAGCCAGACAAUCCUCUUUUUGCUCCAAGCCAACUUCUAAAUCAGUUGGUAGAGGAGAAGAAACUUGGAAAGAAGACUGGCGAAGGAUUUUACAAAUACAAAUGAACUUUAUAAUGUGCCGUGUUUUUCUGACACAUGUAAGGAUAACUGCUGAGCUUUUCCAUACAGUAUUUGUAAUAUUGCUUAAUCAGGGCCAUAAAAAACAGCCAGUGCUGUAUCUUGAUUAUAAAGGCUGAGCAAUUUAUUUCCACAGUGUGGUCUUAUGAUAUUUUAAAUUUUGGGAGCUUUACAUAUUCAAGUGCCUUUUUUGAAACUACCAUGGAUCUAAGUACAUCUCAGGUUUGUAAUCAUCCAUAAAAGCUAGUAAAAAUUUUAAUACAAAUAAAAUACUUCCAAUAUUA
Molecule: messenger RNA, 1302 nt
Organism: Candoia aspera
Lineage: Eukaryota; Metazoa; Chordata; Lepidosauria; Squamata; Candoiidae
Gene: HADH
Product: hydroxyacyl-CoA dehydrogenase
Exons: 8
Coding region: 77-1006 (309 amino acids)
Biological process (GO): fatty acid beta-oxidation
Cellular component (GO): mitochondrion
Molecular function (GO): NAD+ binding; (3S)-3-hydroxyacyl-CoA dehydrogenase (NAD+) activity
Source: RefSeq, a predicted model, not a curated record